Messenger RNA from Ipomoea nil (Japanese morning glory), 824 nucleotides. RefSeq names its product Werner Syndrome-like exonuclease. NCBI's taxonomy places the organism in Eukaryota, Viridiplantae, Streptophyta, Magnoliopsida, Solanales, Convolvulaceae. The transcript has a single exon. The coding region runs from base 165 to 824 and encodes 219 amino acids. Gene Ontology annotation, cellular component: nucleus; cytoplasm. The record is from RefSeq and is a predicted model, not a curated record. Gene Ontology annotation, molecular function: 3'-5' exonuclease activity; nucleic acid binding. Gene Ontology annotation, biological process: nucleobase-containing compound metabolic process.
UCUAAAUCUCUUCAAUUCUCUUCUGUUUCUUUCCAUUCAAGAAAUCAGUGAGCGCUAAUAAUUCUCUUCAAUAUAUAUUGUCUUCUGUUUUCUUUCUUCCAUUCUAAAAACCACAGACCGCUGCUCUCGUCUUCUGUUCAAUUCGCUUCAAGAAUAUAAUUUGGAUGAUGAAACCACCUCGGCUACGCAGCCGCCGCCGCCGCUGCCGCUCUGUUAGGCCACACCAUGUUUUCUUUCACCGUGUCAAACUCAUUGUCACUGUGACUAAAAGAGCUGCUGAUGUUGAUCGAUGGGUCGAGAUGACCCUUCACAACCACAGUCAUCGCCUACAAGAUCUCGUCAUCGGACUCGACAUUGAGUGGCACCCGUGCCGCCGCCAGGAAGGAGAAGAAGAGGACAACCCCGCCGCAACGCUCCAGCUCUGCGUCGGGAGAAGCUGCUUGGUUUUUCUGCUCCUCCACAGGGAUUACUUCCCACAUUCCUUACUCGCCUUUCUGGGCAACCCCUUCUUCACAUUUGUUGGGGUCGGGGUCCAAGAUGACGCAAAAAAGAUCUUACGAGAUCAUGGACUGAUUGUAAGGAAAGUUGUGGAUUUGAGGCAUCUGGCUGUAUGGGUUUACGGUUUGGAAGAGUUUUUGAGAAUGGGGUUGAAGAGGAUGGCAUGGGAAGUUGUAGGGAGAGUGAUGGAGAAGCCGCUAGAUGUAACACUCAGUGACUGGGACGCUAAACAACUCACCUUCAGUCAAAUUGAGUAUGCGUCCAUAGAUGCCUAUGUAUCUUUUCGGAUUGGCAUCAAUUUGUUCAUGGCUGCAGGUUGCUUUUAG